Penicillium coprophilum is the source of this 1104-nucleotide messenger RNA. RefSeq lists its product as uncharacterized. The transcript has 3 exons. NCBI's taxonomy places the organism in Eukaryota, Fungi, Ascomycota, Eurotiomycetes, Eurotiales, Aspergillaceae. The coding region runs from base 1 to 1104 and encodes 367 amino acids. Gene Ontology annotation, molecular function: protein binding. The record is from RefSeq and is a predicted model, not a curated record.
AUGACGCAUUUUCUCGAUCGAGUCCGAACUGUCCUUCGGGGAGGUAAACGAGGCUGCUCAAUGUCAACUGUGCCCAAAGCUUCGGGAUGGACGCGACUCCCAUCUCAUGUCUUUGUUGCGAUCCUCGCAUCUUGUGAGCUGAAGGAUAUUGGUUCUUUAUCUCUUUCGUGUCGAGCACUACACGACCGGGUUUUGAAGCUGGAAUUUGCCAUAGCAUGGGCAUACAUUCAACUUCGAAAACAGAUGCGUCAUCAAAGCCAUUACAUUCAUGGCACCCUCAUUGGCGUGGCUCAUGAUAACGCCGGAUACUCUCUGGGAUAUCUCGGUGAUCUGAAACGAUGCUGGAAUACUUGCAUCCGACUCUCGUACCACCUGGCUGAUCAUGUGGUUGAACAUCAUCUGGAGACCGAUCCAAUAGCUAAAGUUUUGUGGUCGUCUUCCAAGACCGAGAAAGAAGUUGUCUUCAGUAAAGCCGUGGCUUCGUUGCAAGCCAAGCUUUUGUACCCGAUAGCCUACGCAAUUUUCUUCUUGGAAACGUCUGCAUCUCCUGACUCUGACUCGGAUAAUUCGCUGUAUCAUAAAAUGAUGAAGGUUGCUUCUAUUGAAAGACAACAAUCAAUUCUUCAAAAUGCACCUUUCGACGAUAUGCAUGUAUUUCUGUCGACCCACCACUGCAUGCAGCUUCUAUUUUCGACUGUCCAGCGCUUGAUGGGCCCUGAAAUCUCCCAUUCUACCGCUGAAAGCUGGGUCAGUCUCCUUCUCACCACUUCAACCAUGGAGAGGAUAGUCAAAUUUUUUGUCUCCAUCGCAAAGGAUGACCAAAGAAAGCAAAAAGGCGAACAUGAUUCCACGUGGUCUCAUAGAAAGGAGUUUUUGUGGGCGAUGCGACGAGAUUUGAACGAUUACAUGGCCUCUUUCAGUGAUCAUGGCGAACAACUAACCAUCGAGCCAAAGCUUAACCAUGUCUGGUUCCACGCAGCAUGCAAAGAGAUGGACCGACGAGGAGCAAUUCCGCAUACUGUCAAGGAUACAGAAGUGCACGUUCUCCAUGGGUCUGUUGUGAAAUUGGAAUGUGAUUACUGUUAUGAUUGUUUUGACGAAUAA